AGCUCACCAGUACUGAAGAGGCCAAGCGCUGGCUGAGGCUCACACACAGAGAAACUUUCACCCUAAGUAGAGCACCUCCUACACUGCUCCUCGGGUGUGGAGACAGAAUUACCCAAACCAGCAGGCUCUAUCAAACUAAUUCAUGAUCAUAUAAACAUGGGAAAAGAAGCCCAGCCAAGACCCAAGGUAAACGUCUCUCCUUACAUCCACUUUAUGAUGAAUUUCAGAAACAAAUUCAAGAAGCAACACCCACACACCAACCUUGGCUUUAAGGAAUUUUCUAGAAAGUGUUCGGAAAAGUGGAGAUCCAUCUCAAAGUGUGAAAAGGCAAAGUAUGAAGCCUUAGCCAAGCUUGACAAAGCCCGAUACCAGGAGGAAAUGAUGAAUUAUAUGGGGCCAAGAAGGAAGAGAAGGGUGAGAGACCCCAACACACCUCGGAAGCCCCCUUCUCCCUUCCUUCUCUUCGCCCAGGACCACUACGACACGCUGAAGCAAGAAAACCCCAACUGGACAGUGACGCAAAUAGCCAAGGCUGCCGGAAAGAUGUGGUCGAAGACUGCUGAUGUGGACAAACUACCCUACAAAAAGAAGGCUGCACUUAUGCGCGAAAAGUACUUCAAAGAGCAGAAGUCUAUCUAAACAAAUGCCGUGGCAGGAAGAGGAGCUUCCAGUGAAUAACCAACAUCAGUUCAAAACAAUUAAACAGCACCAACAUCAGUUCGAGAAACAAUUAAACAGAGUUCAACUGGC
This is a messenger RNA of Mastomys coucha (southern multimammate mouse), 750 nucleotides long. Its product is annotated as high mobility group protein B4-like. The transcript has a single exon. The coding region runs from base 157 to 639 and encodes 160 amino acids. NCBI's taxonomy places the organism in Eukaryota, Metazoa, Chordata, Mammalia, Rodentia, Muridae. Gene Ontology annotation, molecular function: DNA binding, bending. The record is from RefSeq and is a predicted model, not a curated record. Gene Ontology annotation, biological process: regulation of transcription by RNA polymerase II.